GCAAAAUCGUAUUCAAGAGAAUUUGCUCAGUACUGUUACUACUGUACAAUACAACUGUGUAUGAUGCAUAAUAGCCUGUUGACUUUGUUGUCAAAGUGGGGGAUGGUAUAAGGCCUUAGCCUUCAGGCCAACAUGUAAAGCUAGAUGAUGGUUUAGAGAUGUCUUUUACUGACAAGCGACGAUUCGCCAAAGUGCGCUUGCUCAAAGAUCCAACGUUGAAACCUCCAAUCUCCGAGCUUGGUCCAGAUGCGCUGCUGGAGCCUAUGACAACAGACGAGUUCUUUCAGUUACUGAGAAAGAAGAAGAUUGCUAUUAAACCUCUUUUACUUGACCAGAGCUUCAUUUCGGGGAUUGGCAAUUGGAUCGCAGAUGAAGUGCUUUAUCAAGCAAGAAUUCAUCCUCUCCAAGUUUCUUCGAGCUUGUCCAAGGAGCACUGUGAAACUCUGCAAAAGUGCAUCAUAGAGGUCAUUGAUAAGGCAGUUGAAGUUGGAGCUGACAGUAGUCAGUAUCCCAGUAAUUGGAUUUUCCAUUCUCGCGAAAAGAAACCUGGCAAGGCCUUUGUUGAUGGGAAGAAAAUUGAUUUCAUAACAGCAGGAGGCAGGACAACUGCUUAUGUGCCAGACUUGCAAAAGCUUACUGGAGAACAAGCUAAGAAGGCAGCACUUGAACCAAAAGAACAAACGUCAGAUGGAGAUGAGGAUGAAGAAAAUCUGGAACGGAAGAAGGGAAAUAAAUCAAAACCAAAGAAAGCCCAGACCAAAAAGCCUCCUGCAAAAAGGAAAGGUAAGGCAACUAGUGACAAUGAUAAUGACAGUGAAGAUGACGAGAUGGAGGAGAAGAAGGUUGAAAAGGUCGCAAAAGGUAAACAAUCAAAGGCAAAGGUUGAAACAUCAGACAAACCAAAAGGCCGUCAAAGCAAGAACUCAAAGAAAACUUAGAACUUCAUAUCCGUUAUCAUAUGAACAUCUGUUUAAUUAGUUUAGAGUUCAAAAAUUAGUGUAAUAUUUGAAGAUUUCGGUCAUGCUUUGACUUUGAAUUGUAGGGAGAAAUCACAAUUUGAUGCAACAUUUUUUUUGGCAUUAAUAGAAGUGUUCUCUGCAUCA
This is a messenger RNA of Papaver somniferum (opium poppy), 1103 nucleotides long. Its product is annotated as formamidopyrimidine-DNA glycosylase-like. Gene Ontology annotation, biological process: base-excision repair. Lineage: Eukaryota; Viridiplantae; Streptophyta; Magnoliopsida; Ranunculales; Papaveraceae. The record is from RefSeq and is a predicted model, not a curated record. Gene Ontology annotation, cellular component: nucleus. The transcript is spliced from 8 exons. Bases 159 to 938 code for a protein of 259 amino acids. Gene Ontology annotation, molecular function: damaged DNA binding; DNA N-glycosylase activity; zinc ion binding.